Molecule: messenger RNA, 1150 nt
Organism: Aspergillus saccharolyticus JOP 1030-1
Lineage: Eukaryota; Fungi; Ascomycota; Eurotiomycetes; Eurotiales; Aspergillaceae
Product: flavin reductase family protein
Exons: 1
Coding region: 241-1026 (261 amino acids)
Molecular function (GO): FMN binding
Source: RefSeq, a predicted model, not a curated record
ACCGUCUCUCAUCGAACACAUUGCGCCACACUCUGCAGCCUAAGCAUACUUUUAUGUGAGACUAUAUCCCAUCAUUACCCCUCCAAUCAUGGUACUGCGACGCUCUCCAAUGAGCCCCGAUGCCGGUGUUUCAGCACCAACAGUUGGCUUUACUGACGCAUUGCUAGAAUCCCAAGGAUAACUCCCCGUACUUAUCUCCAACGACCUGGUCUUUCUCGGCCCUUUUACCAAUCGUCGACGAUGUCCAAAGCUCACGAUGACUUCGACAAAGUCCAGGCCUCCCGGCCAGAUUUCAACCGGGACAUCCCUGUCACUUAUUCGAAGUCUCCCAAGCCCGACUGGAAGCAGGGAGAGGGAGGCAACGAUGGAGGGGAGAGCUUGAAGAAGAACCAUGUGCAAAUCGACCCUUACGAGGAAGGGCGCCCUGUAACUUCCAAUUACAAGCUUCUCAUCUCGGGAAUGGUUCCCAGACCGAUCGCGCUCAUCAGCACGAAGUCCAAGGAUGGCAAAACCGCCAACCUGGCCCCAUUCAGUUACUCCCAGGUCAUCAACCAUGAUCCUCCGCUCCUCGUUGUGGGUUUCGUUGGCUCUCUUGACAAAGCGAAAGAUACACUAAAGAACCUGGCGGAGACCGGGGAAUGUGUGAUCAAUAUCAUCUCGGAGCACUUCGUUGAGGCAGCGAAUGCGACCUGCAUUAACGCACCCUAUGGUGUAUCGGAAUGGGAGAUCUCGGGAUUACACCAAGAGCCCAGCGCCGUUGUUAACCCAGCACGGGUCAAAGAAUCCAUCAUGUCCAUCGAGGGGAAACUAGUCGAGACCAAGGAAUUCGAAAGCAGAACAACUCCCGGCAAGACGUCUAGCGUCCUCGCAAUUAUUGAAGGUGUCCGGUUCUGGGUUCGAGAUGAUGCGAUCAAUGAGGAUAAGAGCAUUGUCGACCUUAAGGUCCUCAAGCCGAUCAGUCGCUUGGGCGGAAUCUCAUACGGGCGGACUACCGAUGCUUUUGAGAUUCCCAGGCCGCAAUUUUAAUGAUAUGGCAACGUUUGGUGAUGUAAGAGAGGGCGUAGGCCUUCCGUGUCAAGACUGUAGUCUUUUGGAAGCAGGAGGUGCGGUAGAAUAAUAGAUAGAACCCUUUGGGAUAAAGAGGACAUGG